This is a messenger RNA of Protopolystoma xenopodis, 300 nucleotides long. NCBI's taxonomy places the organism in Eukaryota, Metazoa, Platyhelminthes, Monogenea, Polystomatidea, Polystomatidae. The record is from the annotation of a GenBank genome assembly.
AUGUGGUGGCAUGUGGUCGCGUGUGGUCGCGUGGCUACAGCCUCGUCUGCUGCGAAGGGUCGACGCGGUCUGGGCUCGCCGGGAGCUCUGAACGCCGGCCCAAAUCCAGCCCAGACUGCUCCGUCCCCACGGUCGGCUGUCGUGUUUGCUGGGACUUUUUCGACACGACACAACCUGUCUGCCGGCCAGUCGGACCAAUUCUGCCAAAGCGGCAUCUCUGGCUGCCUCCUGGUCACCGCGUGUGGACCGUCUGCCCUCUCUGGCGAGCUCUUUUGUCACGGCGAGUGGGCAGAAUCCUAG